Messenger RNA from Aspergillus mulundensis, 2028 nucleotides. RefSeq lists its product as uncharacterized. Gene Ontology annotation, molecular function: acetoacetate-CoA ligase activity. Gene Ontology annotation, cellular component: cytosol. The record is from RefSeq and is a predicted model, not a curated record. The transcript has 3 exons. Gene Ontology annotation, biological process: lipid metabolic process. NCBI's taxonomy places the organism in Eukaryota, Fungi, Ascomycota, Eurotiomycetes, Eurotiales, Aspergillaceae. The coding region runs from base 1 to 2028 and encodes 675 amino acids.
AUGUCGGCCAAUGGCUCUUCUGCAACUCCCCAGGAGCUAUGGCGGCACUCGGCUCCCGAGUCCACACAGAUCUACCACUUCAUGAAGAAAACAGCGGCAAAGCAUGGGAUACCACUGGACAACUAUAAUGAUCUCUGGAACUGGAGUAUCUCUGAGCCUGCGAAGUUCUGGGAGGAUAUUUGGCUGUAUACGGGUAUCAAUGCCCAUAAACCUUAUAACCAGGUUAUGGGAUCUGAGACGCUUCUCUUCCCUCGGCCUCAAUUCUUCGAGGGCACAAGACUAAACUUUGCUGAGAACCUGCUGUAUCCUGCCGUCUCUCCUAAUGAGACCGACGUCGCCAUUAUUGCGGCCACGGAGCUAGACCGUGAAUAUGUCUCGUGGAAAGAGCUUAGAGAGCGUGUACGCCAAUGUGCCAACGCGCUAAGAGGAGGUGGCUUGCAGGAGGUUGCAAUGCUGGCAACUGCGUCUAUUGGUGCUUUCUGGACCGGAGUGUCUCCGGAUACAGGGGUGCAUGCUGUUCUCGAGCGCUUGAAGCAGAUUGAACCAAAGGUUUUAUUCGCUGAUAAUGCCUCGCUUUACAAUGGCAAGGUGCACAGUGCGAAGGUCAAAACCAACCUGAUUGUGUCUGAGCUUCCGAAGUUGGAGACGCUCGUUAUAUUUCCGACUAUCGCAUCUUCGGAGAUCCAGUUGGAGGAGGUCUCACCAAUCCAAGGAAAAGCAUAUACAUACCCAGACUUCCUAUUGACGGCCAGAAACCCUUCAGCACCACUGGAGUUUGCGAGCUUACCACCUGAUCAUCCCGUAUACAUUCUGUACAGCUCGGGCACGACUGGUGCACCCAAGCCUAUCGUACACGGAUCCCUGGGAACGUUGCUGCAGCAUAAGAAAGAGCAUAUCCUUCACUGUGACAUCCGCCCUGGAGAUCGAUUGUUCUACUUUACCACCACCACCUGGAUGAUGUGGCACUGGCUAGUGUCUGGCCUGGCGAGCGGUGCUACUAUCGUUCUCUACGACGGCUCGCCUUUCCGGCCAUUAGAUCCCGAAGGGGGAGUUGGGGAAAUGGCUAUGCCCCGGCUGAUUGACGAACUCAAAAUAACCCACUUUGGGACGUCCGCGAAGUAUCUCUCAAUGCUGGAACAAGCUGGCCUGGACCCUACAAAGCAUCCCCACCGUCCUGUGAGCCUACAGACGCUCAAAGCAAUCUUUAGCACAGGCUCUCCUCUGGCACCAUCCACAUUCGAAUACGUCUACUCGUCAAUACACCCCGAUAUCAUGCUCGGGUCAAUCACUGGUGGUACCGACAUUCUUUCCUUGUUUUGCUCCGGAUGUCCAAUUCUCCCCGUGUACAAGGGUGAAAUCCAAUGCCGAAGUUUGGCCAUGGCCGUCUCUGUUUAUGAUUAUGCUGGUAACGACAUUAGUUCUUCUGGAGAACCCGGUGACCUGGUCUGUACUCGGCCAUUCCCGGCACAGCCAGUCAUGUUCUGGCCACCUGGACCUGUUGGAGACGAAAAGUACCGCAAAAGUUAUUUUGAUGUCUUCGGCCCUUCAAUCUGGCACCACGGUGACUUUAUCCGCGUAAAUCCGGAGACAGGCGGAGUUGUCAUGCUAGGACGAAGCGACGGCGUCCUUAAGCCGGCCGGUGUCAGGUUUGGCAGUGCAGAGAUCUACAACAUCCUUCUAAAACACUUCGCCGAGGAGGUCGAGGAUUCUCUCUGCGUUGGUCGCAGAAGAGAAGGAAUUGAUACAGAUGAGACAGUGGUUCUGUUCGUGAAGUUAACCUCACCAAGCGAGACGCUGCCGGCGGACCUUGCAACGCGCAUCCAGGCUACCAUUCGCAAAGAACUCAGCCCUCGCCAUGUCCCAGGCAUCGUGGACGUCUGUCCGGAGAUUCCGGUGACGUCAAAUGGCAAGAAGGUCGAGAACUCCGUGAAACAGAUUCUGUGCGGGUUGAACAUCAAAAUCGGAGCCAGUGUCGCGAAUUCUGGGUGCCUGGAUUGGUAUCGCACCUGGGCCUCUGAACAUAUUUGA